Molecule: messenger RNA, 453 nt
Organism: Anisakis simplex (herring worm)
Lineage: Eukaryota; Metazoa; Nematoda; Chromadorea; Rhabditida; Anisakidae
Source: the annotation of a GenBank genome assembly
AUGACAACCGUUGCACCGGAACGUGAGUCAAAUAUUCCGGUCGGAGGGACAGCCUCACCGCAGCCAGAAAUUGCGUCGUUAUUGCCAUCGUUGCUGUGGAUUCCGAUUGUCUUGGGGGCAGUUUUCCUGCUUCUUUUGAUCGUGCUGAUUCUUGUUUGCUGUUUAAGUAAACGCAAACAUCAGAAAGCUGUUCCAUCAGAAUAUGUCUCCAAAGGAAUGCCAGUUGUAUUUCCCGAAGAAAUUCCUCAAGAAGACGAAGCUGUAACGGUAGCCACGCCGAUGUUGGUCCGAGAGGAACGACCCCCUCUGAUAAUACCGACCACCUCGCCGCAUCCGCACUUUCAUGACAACCAUCUCUAUAAACCCCCACCCCCUCUUUCGAGCACCUCAAGUCCUCGACCACGAAGUUCGGCCACUAACCAACGACUUCCGCCACCUUAUGUGCCUCCUUAA